AUGUCGUCCCCACCGAAGGAAAAGAUCGAAACCAAGGGUGGACAUCUCCCUGCAGUGAAGGCCGGUGGUAUGAGGAUAGUGCAGAAGCACCAGCCAACUGCUAAUCCGGAGCCACCACCUAAAAACGAUGACGACGAAGAGGAGUAUGUGAGCAGUAGUCCACCCAAGGCCCCGGUGAUAGUGUCUGGAGUGAUUACCAAGGGCGAUAAGGACUUCACCCCAGCUGCUGCCCAGGUGGCGCACCAGAAGCCCCAGCCCGGCAUCCCCAAGCUGCCCCCCUCUCAGCACAUCAACCAGCACAUCCAUCAGCCCCGCAAGUGA
This is a messenger RNA of Nerophis lumbriciformis (worm pipefish), 321 nucleotides long. NCBI's taxonomy places the organism in Eukaryota, Metazoa, Chordata, Actinopteri, Syngnathiformes, Syngnathidae. The record is from RefSeq and is a predicted model, not a curated record.